UCUGUGUUGUUUAUUCUCUUGUAUAGCACGACAAGAUCUGUCUCUACACAUAAAUAACAUUUUUCUAACUGUAGGAUGUAAUGAAAGAUUUGGUCUCACCAUGCCUCACAGUGGUUCUCAAAGGAAGUCUACUAGUGGUGUAUCACGAACGUUACAUUCAAGGUCUGCUGCACCAUCAACCACGGGGCGUGAAAGCACAUCUGAAGAUGAUAAGACCACAGUACAGCAUUUUGAACUGCUACACUAUGAUUGGCCAGAUCUACCGCCUAUAGCAGCCAUGAAGGACGCUGUCUGCAGGAAGGGAGUCAGUCGAGGGAUUUCUUAUUUACUUCCGGUUGAUAAGGGAAGCAAUUCAAUUAAUUGUAAAUAUCGAACCGAUCUAAGGGCGAUGUUUCAGGAACCAUAUGUCCAAGAUGACCAUCAGUACAACGACAGCCUUAUCAGCAUUAGAUCAAAAGUCCACUUCCUGACCAACCAAAGCCAAACUAGGUGGACACCACAGCUGACCAGAAGUGUCCCCAUUAAGCUCAACACGGCCUCGGAGAGUGUCAGGAAGACCUACUCACGCUCGGCACCUGUCAACGGGAAAAGAAGUGGCCUGGGCUAUGGCCUGGCCCCCAGGGGCGUGUACGGCCUACCCUUGAGAACACAUGCUCGAAAAUCAGAGCUAAGUCAAGAUCUGGCGAAAUUAAAGAAAGAAGCAGAUGACAUCAUCAGCCAAACUUUAAUGGAAUCAGACACAGGUCCAGUUAUUGAGAAAGGUCAGGAGGUCCCCAGCGAUAAGACCUUCGCUUUUCAGACAGAUUCAUGUGGGUCAAACUGCCCAGUGCAAACUCAUUUGUUUCCUAGGGUCCAUGGGAAUACUGGCAAUAUGCCAGUCAGUACUCUAGAUACUAGCCAGAUUGAUGACGCUGACCUGUCCACCAAACAGAAGUACGAGGAGUUUCGCAGUCUGCUCUCCAGGAAGUGUCAAGUGAACAGAGUCCCAGAGCGCUAUGUUUCUCCUUUCCUACACCAAGACCGCAACCAGGACAUCUGGAAUUGGUUACAUCAUGGAGAGACUAUCAGUGAAUUCGAUUAUUUCAUGUCCAAGUGUGGUUGAACCAAAAAACGCUGCAUUUUCACGCCUGUAUGUUUAGGUCGUUUUAUGACGGUUUCAAAAAGUUAAGUUUCAACAAUUUCACGACUAUUAAUUGGACUUAAAAUACAAAGAACAAUUAUCAUACACAAUUAGUGGGGAAAACAUGACUUCACUUGUAAAAUAAAAAAGGAACAGUUUGCAAUAAUUUUGGACGGAGUAUUAAUGAAUGGGUCAGUCCUAUUAACUCUUCAAAGUUCCAGUGACAUUACAGCACUGUAGAUAAAGUGGGUGAAGCUUUAAAGAGGCCGUUAGUGAGGCAAGUUUCUAGCGAAGUUUGUCCUUUGUAAGGUUAUCAGUCAGACAUCUUCUAAUGUAAUGAUUUGUACAAAUGUAUUCUAUUUUGUAAGUUACACAAAGCAGAGGUCAUUGACUUAUUCUCCUGAGUGUUGUGUAAGUGUGUGCCUGCCAUAAAGAAGAAGUUAUUGACUUUGUUAAGACUACUUGAGAUGUUUGAUGUUAUAUUAUAUGAAUAAUAUAUUAUAUGAAUUAUAUGUUAUAUGAAUAACAUUAUAUGAAUUAUAUGAUAUAUGAAUAAUAGAUUAUAUGAAUUAUAUGUUAUAUGAAUAACAUUAUAUGAAUUAUAUGUUAUAUGAAUAAUAGAUUAUAUGAAUUAUAUGUUAUGGAUUUGCACGUGUGUUUGUUGCUGUUGUUUCCAGCCACUGGUAUUCAAGAGUUAAGAGUGAGAUUCGUGGUGUCUAAAGUUUAUAGUGCAAAUAUCCUAUAAAACUGAAAUAUGCCAAAUUUUUUUUAGCCUUUUUUUAUAUUCUAUACAUAGUCUAUAUGUAUAUGACGCAGAUUUUAAAAAAAUUGUUUCUUGUCCUAAAGAGUAAUGGUGCUCAAACUACGGCCCCAGGUCCAUAUUCGGCUAGCUAACCGGCUCCUCGAAACUCCUGCCCUCUGUACUGUACAUAAUGGUGAGCCUCGGUUUUCACUAUUCGACGAUUUAUUUAGCGUUGAACGCGUGUUCCAUUUUUAAAUGGCCCCAAGGGUACAAAUAGUUGACUACCACUAGAGCUGGUGGUUAUCUAUAUUAUAAAGUAGAAUGUGAGGGGUAUGUAUGUAUGUUACUUAUAGACAUCAAAACCGCUUGACCAAUCUUGAUAAAACUAGGCAGGAAUGUUCCUUGGGUACCAACUUAGACCUUAGUGAAUGUAUUGUAGCCCUCAAAAAAAAAUAAAGUUGUCCGACUCUAUUACAGCUAUAGUAUUUUAUGGAUCUAGGCCAUGUCUACAAUGUUGACAUAAGAAAAGAUAGAAAGGAUUUAGACCUAGAUCUAAUUUUAAGAAAUACACUUUGCGCAUAUAGUUUUUUACUUUGACACGUGAAAAUACAAAAGAAGAUUCAUUGAUUUCAUUAUGUAAUAAAAUUAACCUUCAAUUUUGUGUUUCAAAAGCAUUUUUUACAUAAAUUAGUUCCUGAUAUCUGUGACUACAGAUUUCCUGACGAACAUUCUUUCAUUAGACAAUACCGUAAUGA
Molecule: messenger RNA, 2617 nt
Organism: Biomphalaria glabrata
Lineage: Eukaryota; Metazoa; Mollusca; Gastropoda; Planorbidae
Exons: 6
Coding region: 101-1102 (333 amino acids)
Source: RefSeq, a predicted model, not a curated record